Messenger RNA from Pyrenophora tritici-repentis Pt-1C-BFP, 1500 nucleotides. RefSeq names its product MFS-1 multi-domain protein. The record is from RefSeq and is a predicted model, not a curated record. Gene Ontology annotation, biological process: transmembrane transport. NCBI's taxonomy places the organism in Eukaryota, Fungi, Ascomycota, Dothideomycetes, Pleosporales, Pleosporaceae. Gene Ontology annotation, molecular function: transmembrane transporter activity.
AUGACGAAAGCCGACAGAACAUGGGCGACGGCGCAAACGCCAGUUCCACCCAACGAGCAUGCCGGUGUCGAAAGACCAACAGGAUGGAAGUACAAGAAAUUGAAAAUCGGGCCGGUCACUCUCCCAUGUUAUGCGUCGCCAGAGUCGCAGUUGGUCUUGGUCUCAUUCGUCUGCUUCCUCUGUCCUGGCAUGUUCAACGCUGUCAACGGGAUAGGAGCCGCAGGUAUCGACGAUGAUGGAAAAGCUAGCAACGCCGCCAACACUACGCUUUACGCUACCUUUGCCGUCGUCGGCUUCUUUGCUGGUACCAUCACCAAUGUCCUGGGUAUCCGCAUUGCGCUCUCGUUUGGAGGUCUCGGUUACUGCGUAUACGUCAGUUCAUAUCUGUGUUUUAAUAUCACUCACAAUCUCGGCUAUGUAGUCUUCUCAGGCUUCUUGCUCGGAUGCUGUGCCGGAAUUCUUUGGGCUGCGCAAGGCGCGAUCAUGAUGAGUUAUCCAUCUGAGAAGCUCAAGGGGAGGUAUAUUUCUUGGUUCUGGAUCAUUUUCAAUAUGGGUGCUGUUAUAGGGGCCCUGGUUCAACUCGGCCUGAACUUCGACAAUACAGGUGAUGAAAAAGCAGCAGCCGUCACCAACGGGACGUAUAUCGGUUUCAUGAUCCUUACUUUCCUGGGCGCGUGCCUUUCUUGGACACUCAUCGAUGCCAAACACGUUGUUCGUAGUGACGGCUCCAGGAUCAUCCUUAUGAAGCAUCCAACCUGGCAAUCUGAGAUUAUUGGCCUUUGGCAAACACUGCGCACGGAUCCAUACAUCAUCCUUAUGUUCCCCAUGUUCUUCGCCUCAAACUGGUUCUAUACGUACCAAUUCAACGACGUAAACUAUGCGCGAUUCACUGUGCGGACCCGCGCUCUCAACAACGCGAUAUACUGGCUAGCUCAGAUACUGGGCGCGGGCGUGUUCGGGUUCGCACUAGACUUCCACAAUAUCAGGAGAACUACAAGAGCGAAGUGUGCUUGGUUGGUCAUGUUCUUGCUCACGUUUGGCGUAUGGGGCGGCGGCUAUGCGUUUCAAAGACAGUACACCCGCGACGAUGCGUCUCCGAUAUAUGACUGGAAAGAUGGGGGAUAUGGAGGACCGAUGGUUCUGUACCUAGCCUAUGGCUUCUACGACGCUGCAUGGCAAACAUGUGUAUAUUGGUUCAUGGGCGCCAUCUCAAACAACAGUCGCAAACUCGCAAACUUUGCCGGCUUCUACAAGGGCAUUCAAUCAGCAGGCGCAGCUAUAGUAUUCCGACUCGACGGCUACAAGAGGCCUUAUAUGGAUAUCCUCUUAUCCAGUUGGAUACUACUAGCAGGCAGCUUGGUCGUCGCGCUGCCAGUCAUGCUCCUCAAAAUCAAGGACACAGUACCGAUUGAAGAAGACUUGCGCUUCACAGACGAGACGAUUGAAGACGUCCUAGGCACGCGAGAAACGUAUCUGCUCGGUGGGCCGGAGAAAGCAUAG